This is a messenger RNA of Lepus europaeus (European hare), 1560 nucleotides long. RefSeq names its product glutathione peroxidase 3 (gene GPX3). The transcript is spliced from 5 exons. Gene Ontology annotation, biological process: response to oxidative stress; hydrogen peroxide catabolic process. The record is from RefSeq and is a predicted model, not a curated record. Lineage: Eukaryota; Metazoa; Chordata; Mammalia; Lagomorpha; Leporidae. Gene Ontology annotation, molecular function: glutathione peroxidase activity; selenium binding.
GGACACCUCAGACGGACGGCGGCCAGGGAUCCGCCGCGUCCGAGGCGAGGCUGCGACGUGCGCCCAGCCCGCCAUGGCCCGGCUGCUGCGGGCGUCCUGCCUCCUGUCCCUGCUCCUGGCUGGCUUCGUCCCCCCGGGCCGGGGCCAAGAGAAGUCCAAGACAGACUGCCAUGGCGGCGUGAGCGGCACCAUCUACGAGUACGGUGCCCUCACCAUCGACGGGGAGGAGUACAUCCCCUUUAAGCAGUACGCUGGCAAAUACGUCCUCUUUGUCAACGUGGCCACCUACUGAGGCCUGACAGGCCAGUACGUGGAACUGAAUGCACUACAAGAAGAGCUUGCACCAUUCGGUCUGGUCAUCCUGGGCUUCCCCUGCAACCAAUUUGGAAAACAGGAACCAGGAGAGAACUCGGAGAUCCUACCCGCCCUCAAGUAUGUCCGGCCAGGCGGGGGCUUCGUCCCCAAUUUCCAGCUCUUUGAGAAAGGCGAUGUGAAUGGGGACAAAGAGCAGAAGGUCUACACUUUCCUGAAGAACUCCUGCCCUCCCACCUCGGAGCUGCUGGGCUCACCUAGCCGCCUCUUCUGGGAACCCAUGAAGAUGCAUGAUGUCCGCUGGAACUUCGAGAAGUUCCUGGUGGGGCCAGAUGGCGUGCCCAUCAUGCGCUGGUACCACCGGGCCACAAUCAGCAAUGUCAAGAUGGACAUCCUGGCUUACAUGAGGCGGCAGGCAGCCAUGGGGGCCAAGGGCAAGUAGCUGAUGGCCGCCCCACCCCUCGUCCACUGUGCAGGGACUGGGGAGAGACUGUUCAGGAAGGAAUCCAGGAAUCCAUGUUUCUCAUCACACUGCUCAUCACCACAGACCCGUUUCCUAUUACACAAGGCCCCAGCCUGACACAGAUGUGUGCAAACCAUUGUGUGUGUGUGUGGUACUGUGCAUGUGAGUGCACACGUGCCUGCAGGUGUGUGUGACCGGGUGUGUAUGCACGGUGCACGCCAAGUGUCUAUCUGGGUGGACACCUGGGAUGCUGCUUGUGUUGUGUAGAGAGCUGGAGAUACUCCUUUCUCUCCAGUUCUUCCGCCCAUGACAACAAAUCGCUUUCAGCUAAGUUCAAAGGAAAAGUGGCUGUUGGUCCGAUUCUCCCGCUCUGACCUGGACCUCAGCUCUGAGGCCAUCACCUCCCGCUGCCUCCAAAUACCACCACUCCAGAAGUUUCUGGGUCUACUACACUUCCCAGCGUGCCUCCUCCUUCCUGAAGGCCCUCCCAGGUCCCCGCCCCCUCACCCCCCACCUCCCUACACUCCCUGAGAUCCGCCAAGGCAGCUGUGAGACUAAGGGCCGCCUAGCCUGUGUCAGGGGUGGCAUCUCCAUGAGGGAGGGGCCCGAAGCCCUUGUGGGCGGACCUCCCCUGAGCCUGCCGGAGAGGCCCGGCCCUUCGUGCAUUCAGGCCGAGCCCCUGGCAGAGAUGCCGCCCCUGCUCCUCAGGACGUGCCCUUUCCCUUCAGCCUGGCCUGCUGGCGUCACUCACACCCCAUCUGCCCAGUAAAGGCCUUUCUGCAGCA